Haemorhous mexicanus (house finch) is the source of this 3689-nucleotide messenger RNA. It is a transcript of the gene NR2F2, whose product is annotated as nuclear receptor subfamily 2 group F member 2. Gene Ontology annotation, biological process: cell differentiation; negative regulation of transcription by RNA polymerase II; anatomical structure development. The record is from RefSeq and is a predicted model, not a curated record. NCBI's taxonomy places the organism in Eukaryota, Metazoa, Chordata, Aves, Passeriformes, Fringillidae. The transcript is spliced from 3 exons. Gene Ontology annotation, molecular function: zinc ion binding; RNA polymerase II cis-regulatory region sequence-specific DNA binding; nuclear receptor activity. The coding region runs from base 1074 to 2306 and encodes 410 amino acids.
GGCACCCGAGCGGCGGCGGGAGCGGGAGCGGCGGCGGGGACGCGGCGCGGCGGGAGCGGCGAACCGGCGGAACGGGGCAGAGCGGAGCAGAGCGGCGGCGCCGGAGAGGAGGAGGAGGAGGAGGAACAAAUAAACAAUCAUAAUAAUAAUUCAUAAUAAUCGUAAUCGUAACGAUAAUCAGAAUUUUUUUAUAAAACAAAAAAAAAAAAAAGAGAGCGGGGAGGAGGAGGAGGAAAAAAAAAAGCCAACAGCCCCCCCACACCCCCGAGCCCAAAAGAGGGAGCGAGAGAGAGCAAGAGCGCAGCGGCCGGGCGGAGCGGCGGAGAGGAAGAAUUAAAGCGAGCGAAGGAGGGAGGAGAGACAGAGCAGAGAGAGAGGAGGAAAGAGGAGGAGGAGGAAAAAAAAAAGCCCACAAAAACAAAGCGAUCGCAGUUGAUGUUGCUGCUGCAAGCUGGACUUCCAAAAACUACGGCGAGACCGACCGCUCUCCGCGCCGAGAAGAGUCUCCUCCGCUGUGCGUGUUUUUUUCCGCUGUGUGUGUAAUCUUUAACCUUUUAUUCAUUCUUAUUUUGAUGGCUUUCCUGAAUGGCUGACUGCGAGCUUCCCUGGACCUGGCCCCCAGACACCCGCCUCUCCUCCUUCAACUACUCUGCUGCAGAUCAGCUCUAAGAGAGAGAGAGGGAGAUCUUUGAAGAGAUUUUUUUUUUUUUUUUCUCCUCUCUCUCUCUCUCUCUCUCCCCCUCUCUCCCCCACCCCCACCACCCCUUUACUUUGCUCUCCUGGAGCCCAGACAAUCGACUCGCACCUCGCCCCCCCGCACACACACCUCCAUCGCCCCGUGCUUCUGCACCUUCGCCGGUACCGGGAGAUCCCCCCCACCCCGACCCUCCUGAAAAAAAAAAAAAAAAAAAAAAAGGCAAAACAACAAAAGAGAGAGAGGGAAAGAGAGAGAGAGAGAGAGAGGGGAGGACAAAAAAAUAAAAAGACUGCUGCAAAGCUGAUCUGAAAAGCAAAGCAAACAAACUUUGAAAAUAAAGGGGGAACAGGAAGUUUGGCAACGGUGUCCAAUAGAUAUGGCAAUGGUAGUCGGUGCGUGGCGAGACCCCCAGGACGAUGUGCCCGGAGCUCAGGGAACGCAGCCUUCGCAAGCCCCGCCGGUGCAGGGACCCCCGGCCGGGGCCCCGCACACCCCACAGACCCCGGGGCCCGGGGGCCCUCCCAGUACGCCAGCCCAGACCAACCCGCCGAGCCAGCAGAACCAAGGAGACAAGCAGCAGCAGCAGCAGCACAUUGAAUGUGUGGUUUGUGGGGACAAGUCUAGUGGCAAACAUUAUGGCCAGUUUACCUGCGAGGGUUGCAAGAGUUUCUUCAAGCGGAGUGUAAGGAGGAAUCUCAGCUACACUUGUCGUGCCAACAGGAACUGUCCCAUUGACCAGCACCACCGCAAUCAGUGUCAGUACUGCCGCCUCAAAAAAUGCCUCAAAGUUGGCAUGAGACGGGAAGCGGUCCAGAGGGGCAGAAUGCCACCCACACAGCCAACUCAUGGUCAGUUCGCCUUGACAAAUGGGGACCCUCUCAACUGCCAUUCCUACCUAUCCGGAUAUAUCUCCCUUCUUCUGAGAGCAGAGCCCUACCCCACCUCCCGCUUUGGCAGUCAGUGCAUGCAACCCAACAACAUCAUGGGCAUCGAGAACAUUUGUGAACUGGCAGCUAGGAUGCUCUUCAGCGCGGUGGAGUGGGCCAGGAAUAUCCCCUUCUUCCCAGACCUCCAGAUCACAGACCAGGUGGCCCUCCUGAGGCUGACCUGGAGCGAGUUAUUUGUCCUCAACGCUGCCCAGUGCUCCAUGCCCCUCCACGUAGCUCCGCUCCUGGCAGCUGCUGGCCUCCACGCUUCGCCAAUGUCUGCUGACCGAGUGGUCGCCUUUAUGGACCACAUACGAAUCUUCCAAGAGCAAGUAGAAAAACUGAAAGCAUUGCAUGUCGACUCUGCAGAAUAUAGCUGUUUAAAGGCCAUAGUCCUCUUCACCUCAGAUGCCUGUGGUCUCUCUGAUGUAGCCCAUGUUGAAAGUUUACAGGAGAAGUCACAGUGUGCUUUGGAAGAGUAUGUUAGGAGCCAGUAUCCCAACCAGCCAACACGAUUCGGGAAGCUAUUACUACGUCUCCCCUCCCUUCGCACUGUCUCCUCUUCUGUCAUAGAGCAAUUGUUUUUCGUCCGUUUGGUAGGUAAAACCCCCAUAGAAACCCUAAUCAGGGAUAUGUUACUGUCUGGCAGCAGUUUUAACUGGCCUUACAUGUCCAUUCAAUAAAACAUCCGAGAGAGAGAGAGAGAAAAAAAAAGGAAAAAAAAAAAACAAACACCGAGACAAAAAUUUAAAAAAAAUAAUAAAAUUUCAAAAUUGAGAAGGGAGAUGAGAGUGAAAGGAAAGCAAAUGACAUUUGGGUUCUGGUUGUUUCUUAAAUUUCCUUCUGCUAAGAAAGGAUGUAAAAGGAUGUUACAAGUUUGCUAAGAGAAGACAGGAAAAAAUUAAUGGACUGUGAAUUAAAAAAAGAGACUGUCAAAUGAACUUUUACAGAAUGCAUUAAAAACUCCCGUGUCGUUCAGAAAAAAACUUGCUACUUAUCAUUUUUUUUGUAAAAAAUAAAAAAGAGGGAAAGAAAAAAAGAAAGAAGAAGAAAAGAAACGAUGGUGGGAUUUUUCUUUUUUUCUUUUUUCUUCUUUUUUUUUCUUUUUUUUUUGGGGUAAACUUUUUAAAAAAUCUCGCUUAAAGUGCAUUUAAAGGAAAUUUGGAGAAAAUUAGCAGAACGGAAGAAAGUAAGUCUUUUUUUUCCAAAUUAUUAAUUGUCCUAUGUGUCUAUGUACCUAUAGCUGUUCUUUUUUGUAUUUUUCUGGUUUCAAACCAGUUUAUUCUGUGGUUCUAUAAUAAUUUUUGAUAUAACCUUGGCUUCUUUAAAAAAAAAAAAAUAAACUGUGUAUCCUUAAAAUAUAUGUUCUGAAAGAAUUAAAACUGAGUCCACGAAGGUAUCAUAGGAAGAAAGGAAAAGAGAAAAAAAAAAAAACCCUCAACAACACAAUGAUGGAAGCGCACUUAAGGUGGUGACCCAAAAUCUAGCUUGAAGCUGAGAGAGCUAUAAUUAUAUAGACCCGAAUGAACCACACGUGUCAUAUAACUCCCCCCAAAUCUAGGUUUUUUUGAUAUUUCGGACAGAAAAUGAACUGUGGGGAUUUAUUAUAGGUAGAAGGAUUUUGUGUCCAAGACACACUACGGUUUUGAUUUAAAAGGAAAAAAAAAAAAAAAAACCAAGCAAACAAGCAAAGUGAACUUUUGUAAUUUGAAUUGGGUUCCACAUAGUUCAUCAUGAAUUGUUAUUAAACUCCUCUAUCUGUUUGUAUAUUUGCAAGCCCUUUGUAUUAUAAUAAUUGUUGAUAUUUUCCCUUUUUAAAAAAUACCAUUGAAAUCAGCAUGACAAAAUAACACUGUUGGCACUUAUAGAUAACGUGAUUGAUUCAGUAUCUUAGAGUUUACAGUUUUGUGUUUAAAAAAACUGAAGGUUUUUUUUUUUUUUAAGUGCAACAUUUCUGUAUACUGUAAAAGUUAUAAUAACUGAACUGUUUGGUCGAGUCUUUGUGUGUUAUAUUCCAAGGAAAAUUGAAAGUAUUCAGAAAUUAAAAUAUUAUUUGAUAUCUGAAA